Messenger RNA from Syngnathus typhle (broad-nosed pipefish), 2427 nucleotides. It is a transcript of the gene ampd1, whose product is annotated as adenosine monophosphate deaminase 1 (isoform M). The record is from RefSeq and is a predicted model, not a curated record. Gene Ontology annotation, molecular function: AMP deaminase activity. Lineage: Eukaryota; Metazoa; Chordata; Actinopteri; Syngnathiformes; Syngnathidae. Gene Ontology annotation, cellular component: cytosol. Bases 213 to 2408 code for a protein of 731 amino acids. The transcript is spliced from 15 exons. Gene Ontology annotation, biological process: IMP salvage; AMP metabolic process.
GUCGGGUUGGGGGGAAAUGGGCGCUGCGACUCAGCAUGCACACUUUUAGGGCGCAGCAGAUUCCGGUUUCAUGUGCGGCGACCCCAUGCAGGAGCUUCAUAUUGCCGUGACCCACCACUUGGUCUGUGCACUCCCACCAGCACCGCAGUGGUCCAGUGGCCGACAGUCCUUCUUCAUUUAUUCUCUUGGAGACGCGCACGAAACGAGUCACCAUGCCGAAAGUUCUGGUACCGGCGACCGAUGACAAGAUGCGGGCCUUUGCCGAGCAGAUCUUUGCAUCUGAGACCAAAGGCGAGGACAUCCGCGAUGAGAUCUCCGUCUUUGACGUGCCAGAGGACUGUCCCAUCCUCCACCAUGAAAUGGCACACCACUUGCAUACUGAUGAUGAUCUUGAGAAGCGCAAAAAGCGCUUUCGCUUCGGGGCAGUGCCAAGGGCUGCUGCCCAGACAUCAGCGGUCCCUGAGGUGUCUGUGGAUGGGAACGUCCCCACCUACCUGGAAGUGCCGGACUUCCAAAGGGUGGCCAUUCUCGGGGACUACGCUUCUGGGGUGACAAUGGACGACUUUGAGAUUUCCUGCAGCGGACUGUACCGUGCGUUGAGCAUCAGAGAGAAGUACAUGAGGCUGGCCUACCAGCGCUUCCCACAGACGGCCUCACAGUGCCUCCGUGACAUCGAGGGCCAGACCUUCAAGGUGGAGGACCAGGUGCAGCCCGUCUUCACAGCUCCGUCAAAGAAGGAGGAAGAUCCGUUCGAUACCGCGAACCUGCCAGAGAAUCUGGGCUAUGUUGCACGCAUGAAGGAUGGCGUCAUCUACGUGUACGACGACGCCAAAGCUGCAGACAAACAUCAGCCCAGAAACCUGCCGUGUGUCAACUACACCACCUUCAUUGACGACAUGAACUUUCUCAUUGCUCUCAUCGCGCAGGGUCCCACGAAGACCUACACUCACCGUCGUCUGAAGUUCCUCAUGUCCAAGUUCAACGUGCAUGAGAUGUUGAAUGAGAUGGAGGAGCUGAAGGAGCUAAAGAAGAACCCCCACAGGGAUUUCUACAACUGCAGGAAGGUGGACACUCAUAUCCACGCCGCUGCCUGCAUGAACCAGAAACAUCUCCUACGAUUCAUCAAGAAGUCGUACCGCGUGGACGCAGACCGCGUCGUGCAAAAUCUCAAAGGCAAAGAGGUCACCCUGAAGGAGCUCUUUGAGUCCCUUCACUUGCAUCCGUACGACCUCACUGUGGACUCGCUGGACGUGCACGCUGGCAGACAAACCUUUCAGCGUUUCGACAAGUUCAAUGCCAAGUACAAUCCUGUGGGAGCCAGCGAGCUGCGUGACCUCUACAUGAAGACGGAGAAUCACAUCAAUGGAGAAUACUUUGCCACCAUCAUUAAGGAAGUCGCCAGCGACCUGGAGGAUGCCAAGUAUCAAUAUGCCGAGCCUCGUCUAUCGAUUUACGGCUGCACGGCCAACGAGUGGAAAAACCUGUCCAGCUGGUUUGUCAAGCACAGGGUCUACUCCCCUAACCUCAAGUGGAUGAUUCAAAUUCCCAGGAUCUAUGACAUCUUCCGAGGCAGGGACUUUGUCCCGCACUUUGGUAAGAUGUUGGAGAACAUUUUCCUCCCCGUGUUCCAAGCCACCAUUGCCCCGAAGUCCAACCCCGAGCUCAGCAUCUUCCUCAAGCAUGUGACAGGUUUCGACAGUGUGGAUGACGAGUCCAAGCACAGUGGUCACAUGUUCAGCAUGAAGAGUCCCAAACCAGAAGAGUGGGACAUUGCUAAGAACCCGUCUUACACCUACUACAUCUAUUACAUGUAUGCCAACAUCGUUGUGCUCAACCAACUGCGGAGACAACGGGGGAUGAACACAUUCACGUUCAGGCCUCAUUGCGGUGAAGCCGGCGCCAUCACUCAUCUGUUGGCCGCCUUCAUGACUGCUGACAACAUCUCCCAUGGCCUCAACCUGAAAAAGAGUCCGGUGCUGCAGUACCUGUACUACCUGACCCAGAUCCCCAUCGCCAUGUCCCCCCUGAGCAACAACAGUCUGUUCCUCGAGUACGCCAAGAACCCCCUGCUGGAGUUCCAAAAGAAAGGCCUGGUGGUCUCCCUCUCCACCGACGACCCCAUGCAGUUCCAUUACACCAAGGAGCCUCUGAUGGAGGAGUAUGCCAUUGCAGCGCAGGUUUUCAAGUUGAGCACCUGCGAUAUGUGCGAGAUCUCCAGGAACAGUGUGCUGCAGAGCGCACUGUCGCAUGAGGAGAAAAGUCACUUCUUGGGUCAGGACUACCUGAAAGAGGGACCGGAAGGGAACGACAUCCGUAAGACCAAUGUGGCCCAAAUACGUAUGGCGUACCGCUAUGAGACCAUCUGCUACGAGCUCAACCUCAUCAAAGAGUGUAUGAAGGCGGAAUAAAACAAACUCAUGAAGGAAA